AUGAGCAGCUUGCUGGCGAGAGCUGACAACCAACAGCGACUGUCGUCCCUCUUGUCAACACUUCUGGACGGCGACUCUCGGUCGGCGGGACGGAAAGGGCAGGGUUGACCGGCAGGGCCCACACUCAACCCUGGUGGGUCGGGAUAUGGAGUCAAGGAGGAAAAUGUUUCCCAACUUGAUGAAGAUCAGCGCAUACGUGAAGGACUACUGCAAGAGGAACGGCCUGCUGACUCUUUCAGUGUUUGCGGUGGUAACAGGCUGUGUGCUCGGAUUCUUCCUAAGGUCACUCAACCUGUCUACGCAGGCCAAGAUCUACUUUUCCUUCCCCGGGGAGUUGCUGAUGAGGAUGUUAAAGAUGCUGAUUCUGCCUCUCAUCACAUCCAGUCUUAUGUCCGGUUUGUCAGCCAUGGACACAAAGGCCAGCGGUCGCCUGGGUGUCCUGACCGUCACCUACUACCUGUGGACCACCUUCAUAGCGGUCAUCGUCGGCAUCGUGUUGGUCCUCAUUAUCCACCCGGGCUCGGGCGCCGACAAGGACGGCCACCACGCGCACUCUGGUCCGGUUAUGACUUCGGCUGAUGCUCUGUUGGACCUCAUCAGGAACAUGAUCCCGUCCAAUCUCAUCGAAGCUACCUUCCAGCAGUACCGAACGGACCUGAUACCGAUCGUGCAGAGCGCCAACACCAAAGAGUCGCAGGCCAACUACGUGUACGUCAUGCCCGACUACCACAACCCUCGCCUGGGCCACCCCGUCUUCCUGGAGAUCACCCCGGCGCCCGACGUCAAGUACAAGAUGGUGCCCAGCACCAGCAAGGGCAUGAACGUCCUGGGCAUCGUCAUCUUCUCCGCCACCAUGGGCCUGCUGCUGGGCAAGAUGGGCGAGCGAGGAGCGCCGCUGGUCAACGUGUGUCAGUGCAUCAACGAGUGCGUCAUGAAGAUCAUCAACGCCGCUAUGUGGUACUUCCCCUUUGGGAUCGUGUUCCUGGUGGCAGGGAAGAUUCUGGACAUGCAUGACCCCGCCCACUUGGGGGAAAAACUGGGCAUGUACUUCAUCACGGUUCUGUCCGGCCUCUUUGUGCACGGCCUCAUCCUGCUGCCCCUCUUCUACUACUUCUUCACCCGCAAAAACCCCUUCACCUUCAUCCGGGGCCUGCUGCAGGCUCUCGUCAUCGCCUUGGCCACCUCGUCCAGCUCGGCCACCCUCCCCAUCACCAUGAAGUGUCUGUUGGAGAACUGCGGAGUGGACCGGCAGAUCGCUCGCUUCGUGCUACCCGUGGGAGCAACCAUCAACAUGGACGGGACGGCCCUGUACGAGGCGGUGGCGGCCAUCUUCAUAGCUCAAGUCAACGAGUACGACUUGGACUUUGGCCAGCUGGUCACCAUCAGCAUCACAGCCACAGCAGCGAGCAUCGGGGCGGCGGGGAUACCUCAAGCCGGUCUGGUAACCAUGGUGAUAGUCCUGACCUCUGUGGGGCUACCGCCUGCUGACAUCUCCCUGAUUGUGGCCAUUGAUUGGGUUCUCGAUCGCUUCAGGACCAUGAUCAACGUCCUCGGCGACGCCUUAGCAGCAGGGAUCAUGGCGCAUGUGUGCAAGAAAGACUUCGAGAGGGCGGCUGCUGCCGAAGCUGCGACCGUUGCUAACAACUCGUCCGUCAGUAAGGGAGGAGGACCCAAACGGAGAGACACGGUGAUCUCGGUGGGCAACCAGAGCGUGACACUGUCGGACGCGCCCCUGAUGGCACACCGCUGCGAUUUCGUGUUCGAGGUGGACGGAGACAACAUCCUGGAGAAACCUGUGGCCUGCUACAACCUCUGCCAAGUCUAGAGACACUCACGUCAGCAGUGCUCCAACUCACAGGAGACCGCAUUUUUGCCAGUGCCAUGCCUAAAGAGAAACCUUCACUACUUGACGCAUCUUUUCAAUCGUCCGUCUGCAGCCAGUAGCGACUUCGGCUUUUAGAACCUCCACCAUAGAGAUUGUGCUAGCUAGACUCCAGUCAUGUUGCCUUAAAAAGUGGUCUCACCCAAACUGGGACAGCAGUAGCUGACUGACAAGCAGGGACACUUUGCCCAAGCUGCGACCCUGGUAUACAACGAAAACCGCAACAUUUUCUUAGAAGUCACAUUAGGAUGGUUGUUUUUAUACCGAUGGUUGUUGUUUUUUUGUCUGCUUAUGUUUUCCAAAUAAAACUUG
Messenger RNA from Entelurus aequoreus (snake pipefish), 2194 nucleotides. RefSeq names its product excitatory amino acid transporter 5-like. Gene Ontology annotation, cellular component: plasma membrane. Lineage: Eukaryota; Metazoa; Chordata; Actinopteri; Syngnathiformes; Syngnathidae. The transcript has 11 exons. The record is from RefSeq and is a predicted model, not a curated record. Gene Ontology annotation, molecular function: neutral L-amino acid transmembrane transporter activity; L-glutamate transmembrane transporter activity; glutamate:sodium symporter activity. The coding region runs from base 146 to 1825 and encodes 559 amino acids. Gene Ontology annotation, biological process: L-glutamate transmembrane transport.